AUGCCUGCCGGCCAGGGGGCGAAGAAGGGGCCACUGGGGGGGCUGAUCAACUUCAGCACGGAGAACCUGGCGGGGGACUUCACGGGGGGGCUGACGGCGGCCGUGGUGGCGCUCCCCCUGGCGCUGGCCUUCGGCGUGGCUUCAGGUGCCGGGCCCCUGGCGGGCCUGUACGGGGCGAUCUUUGCGGGCUUCCUGGCAGCGCUCUUCGGAGGCACCCCCGCCCAAGUGACGGGACCCACGGGGCCCAUGACGGUGGUGAUGGCCGGCAUGAUAGCCCAGUGCACCCAGCACCCGUCCGCGGCCUUUACCAUGGUCUUCUUCGCGGGUUUACUGCAGAUUUUGAUGUGGGUGCUAAAACUCGGCCGUUUCAUCAGGCUGGUGCCCUCCCCAGUCACAUCGGGUUUCAUGUCAGGCAUCGGCUGCAUCAUCAUAUCCACACAGUUGCUGCCCCUGAGUGGCCUUCCAUCGGCUCCCAACGUUGUGGCUGCAAUCAAGGCAUGGCCGACGAUCCUGACACAAGCCAACCCCCAUGCCCUGGGCCUCGGUGCGCUGGCGCUGGCAUUCUGCUUACUGACACCGAAGCAGAUAACAAAACGGGUCCCAGGGUCACUGCUGGGAUUGUUCGUGGGAACUACACUGGCAUCUGUGAUGGGAUUGAAUGUUCCUCUGCUGGGCCACAUUCCUACAAACCUGCCUGUCCCCAUUGGACUGUCAAUUCCCCCAGCCAUGAUUCCCCUCAUAGCGAAGAACGCUGUGAUUCUGGCUGUGCUGGGAGCCAUUGACAGCCUGCUGACCUCCCUGGUGGCCGAUGCGAUCACCCACACAUAUCAUGACUCUGACAAGGAGAUGCUGGGACAGGGCCUUGGCAAUGCAGUUGCUGGGCUCUUUGGUGGCAUCGCCUCGGCUGGUGCCACGAUGCGCACAGUUGUGAACGUCAGGGCGGGCGGCCGCACUCCCCUGUCUGGAGCCUUCCAUGCCUGCGUGCUGCUUUGUGUGGUCAUGGGCUUCGGCGGCGCUGCUGAAAAGAUCCCCCUCUCAGUACUGGCAGGAAUUCUCGUCAAGACGGGCCUGGACGUGAUCGACUUCAACUUCAUCAAGAAACUGCCAAGACUGCCAUUGUCUGCCAGCCUUGUCAUGAUGACAACGCUCACUGUGACCGUCUUCUGGGACCUCAUCGUGGCUGUUGCUGCUGGCUGCGUGGUCGCCUCGCUCAUUCUUGUCAAGGAGCUGGCAGACACACAAAUCAAGGACUGCCGCAUUGUGAAGGCACAAGACCUUGAGAAUGGCAACAACAGUAUCGAUCUGUCACUGAAUGAGCGCAACAUGGUGCUGUCCGCCAAUGGGCGCGUGGCCGUCGUCCAAAUGCACGGCUCCUUCACCUUCAGUGCUGCAAACGGCGUCCUGAGGAAGGUCCUUCCAGAGCUUGAGAACCUGGACGGUGCGGUGUUGGACCUCAGCGAUGUUAACCUGAUGGACGGCGACUCGGCCUUGGCCAUUGAGGAGAUGGUGAACAGGGCCGGCGAGUACGACAAGCGCCUGCUCAUCUCGGGCGCCUCUGGUGAGGUUGCCCCCCUCCUGGACAGGGUCGGCGUGACGGAAAUGCUUCCGCUGCCGCCUUCAUCUACCCGCGAGGAGGGCCUGACUGCCCUGCUGGCUGGCAACGGAAGGUAG
Messenger RNA from Ostreobium quekettii, 1671 nucleotides. The record is from the annotation of a GenBank genome assembly. Lineage: Eukaryota; Viridiplantae; Chlorophyta; Ulvophyceae; Bryopsidales; Ostreobiaceae.